This is a messenger RNA of Sceloporus undulatus (fence lizard), 2930 nucleotides long. RefSeq names its product 15-hydroxyprostaglandin dehydrogenase (gene HPGD). Bases 217 to 1017 code for a protein of 266 amino acids. The transcript is spliced from 7 exons. NCBI's taxonomy places the organism in Eukaryota, Metazoa, Chordata, Lepidosauria, Squamata, Phrynosomatidae. The record is from RefSeq and is a predicted model, not a curated record. Gene Ontology annotation, molecular function: oxidoreductase activity, acting on the CH-OH group of donors, NAD or NADP as acceptor. Gene Ontology annotation, cellular component: cytoplasm.
UGGGUUUGCCUGUUUUCUCUUUCCCCCUCAGAGGUGUGCCUCCUCCUCCUCUCUUCUUCCCGCCUCCUCCUCCUCUUCCUCCUCCUUCUAUUGCAAAGCCCAGACUCCAACACAAAGCCUGAGGCGCCCGGGGAGCUUCAAAAGAGCAGCAGCAGCAGCAGCAGCGAAGGAAGGGUGGCCAGCCAGAGCCAAGCCCCCUUGGAGCCCGUGAGGAGGAUGCACCUGGCAGACAAAGUGGCGCUGGUGACCGGGGCAGCGCAGGGCAUCGGGAGAGCCUUCGCGCAAGCCUUGCUGGAGAAGGGCUGCAAGGUAGCUCUUGUAGAUCUGAAUGUGGAAGUAGGUAAGACUUGCAAAGAUGCUCUUGACAAGCAGUUUGAUGCACAGAGGACGAUCUUUGUUCCUUGUGAUAUUUCAAAUGAAGAGAAACUAAAAGAUGCAUUUAAGAAGAUAGUUCACCAUUUUGGACAGUUGGAUAUUUUGGUUAACAAUGCUGGAGUAAAUAAUGAAAAUAACUGGGAGCUCACCAUCCAAACUAAUUUAAUUUCAUUGAUUAGAGGAACAUAUCUUGGGCUAGAGUACAUGAAAACUGAAAAUGGAGGCACUGGAGGAGCUAUUGUUAAUAUAGCAUCACUAGCUGGACUUAUGCCAGCUCCUCACCAGCCAGUCUAUUCUGCUUCAAAGCAUGGGGUAGUUGGAUUUACACGUUCAAUUGCUAUGGCUUCUUCAGUUGGAAAGUAUGGUGUACGAAUAAAUGCUAUCUGUCCUGGUUUUGUCAACACACCAAUUCUACAAUCAAUUGACAAGGAAGAAAACAUGGGCCAAUAUUCAGCUUACAAAGAAAAUAUCAGAGAUAUGAUGAAAUUCUACGGUAUAUUAGACCCACAAUUAAUUGCCGAAGGGUUGAUAAAACUUCUUGAAGAUGACAAGUUAAAUGGAGAAAUUAUGAAGAUUACAACAAAUCAAGGGAUUCAUUUUCAUGAAUACAGUCCACUACCAUUUCAUUCCAAGAUGCAAUGAACCUGUUAUGUGACUGUUUUGAGAAGAAAUAUUAUUUGCUUCCUUGAGACUGUUGGAAUGAAUUGUUAAGCAAUAAGAAAAUCUUGCUUAAUAGUAAGAAUUCACUUGUGUUCUAAAUCUAUUAUGUGAAGGACUAGCUAUAUUGCAAAAAUGAUUUUUAUAUUGUUGUUACUUUAAUAUUGUUGUUACUUAUUUUUAUAUCAGAUGGCAUUUCAAGUGCUGUAAAAAUAUUUGAAUACUAUCUAAUUUUAUUUGUGACAAAAUGUAAAAUUUACCAAACUGCAAACCUGCUUCUUUAUUGUACCUUUGAAUGUGGCUAAAACAUUGUGCACUUAGUAUAGCCCUUUCUGUUCUGUCUUUCAGAGAUUAGAAGGUUGCUUUUUUGAAAUGUGGUGUAGUAGUUUGAGUGUUGGACUAGGACUCUGGAGACCAAGGUUUGAUCCCCAGCUCAGCUAUGAAACCCACUGGGUGCAAGUCACAUGCUCUCGGCCUCAAGGGAAGGCAGUGACAAACCUCCUCUGUAGAAAUCUUGCCAAGAAAACCUCAUGAUAGAUUCAUCUUAGGGUUGCCAUAAAUCAGAAAUGACUUGAAGGCAAACAACAAGAAGUUAGUUAUAAUUCCAGUGCUUCGAGUAUUUAUUUACUAUAAUAGUUACACUUUUUAAAGUACCUCAAAAGUAACUACAAUAGUUACAUUUUAAUAAUAUUAAAUUAAUUUAAUGACUGUCCUGUGGUAAAAAGGAUACUUUCCUCCUAUCUGUCUUGAUCUCAAGGCAAUACUCAUAACAGAGCACAAGAGGCAGCACUUGAACCACAUGAUAUACCUCUUCUCCAGUUUAGUGAGCCUCCUGUAUGGCUAUUGGCAUAACUUUUGUUUCACUGCAGAACAAGUGAAGUUAUCCUUCAUUAAGUUAUAAUUGUAAUGGAAUGUAGUCAUACCCAUAUUAUUGGGGGUAUGUGUAUGACUUGUGUGACAUGGGAGGAGGCUUGCUUGGGGGCUUGAUAGUCUUCUAAUUUUUUGUGUGUGUGUAGGCCCAGGUCCUCUGCUUCAGCACAUGGUCUCAAGGAAGCAGGGUAUCUGCAUAUAGGAAGUGGGUCAGAGACUUGAUUGAGGAAGGCACUACUAGUCACUAGCUCACUAUAAAGCAGAAUCCCCAGUCCCUGAAGCUUGGCAAAAAUGGAAGAGAUGGUGCAGUAGGGGAAAUGCAGCACAGAAUAGGUAAAAAGAGGUAGUACAGGAAUACUUGGAUACUCUUAUGAAUUCAAGUCUCCAGGGCCAGUUGAAUUACAUCCAAGGGUAUUAAAAGAACUGACAGAUGUCAUCUCAGAGCCACUGUCAAUUAUCUUUGAGAAUUCCUGGGAAACAGGAAAGAUCCCAGCAGACUGGAGGAGAAUAAAUGUCCUCAUAUUCAAAAAAAAGGGGGGAAAGAGGACUCAGAUAAUUACCAUCUUGUCAGCCUAACAUCAGUACCAAGCUAGACUAAGCUUAUCUCUUUUUUGAAAGAGUUACAAGCUCAGUAAAUGAAGAAUGCUGUGGAUAUACCAUAUAUUGAUUUCAGUAAGGCCUUUGACAAGGUCCCCUGUGACGUUGCAAAUAAGCUUGUAAAAUGUAGGUUAGACAAUGAUGCGAAGUGGAUUUGCAAUUGGUUGACCAACCAAACCCAAAGGUGCCACAGGGUUCUGUCCUGGGCCCAGUGUUAUUCAAGAUCUUGAUAGAUAAUGGAAUAGAGAAUAUGCUUAUCAAAUUUGCAGAUGGCACCAAAUUGGCAGAGGGGGUAGCCAAUACCCUGGAGGACAGGAUCAGAAUUUAAAAUGACCUUAGCAGACUGAAGAACUGGGCUAAAACUAACAAAAGGAAUUUUAACAGGGAAAAAUGUAAGGCAUUUUACUUAUGGAAAUGAAAUGCACAGAUAU